Messenger RNA from Paramuricea clavata, 4883 nucleotides. NCBI's taxonomy places the organism in Eukaryota, Metazoa, Cnidaria, Anthozoa, Malacalcyonacea, Plexauridae. The record is from the annotation of a GenBank genome assembly.
AUGCUGCUUGGCUUGUAUAAACGCGCUUUAGAAGCUAGAGUUGAUGAUGUAAAAGUGGACUUCGCUCAACAAGCUCUUCUGCAUGAAAAUUCGAAGCAAGGACCUAAGAACGAGUAAGUUAAGAAUAAGUCUGCCUUAAAGAAUCAUGGUCAACCAAGAUGCAUUGCGCGCUAUGUAAAUAUUUAUGUAUACGGGCCGGGAGCUAAAAAUAGUGUUGUCUUCGAAAAUAGUCAUACACUAAAAACAUAGCACUUGUGCAAAACAAAACAAAGUACUAAAAGUUACAUCGCUUUUCUAACGAUUGCAAUGGAUGGAUUGCAAUGUAUUGCAAUCGACCACUACCAGAACUGGAAAUUUCCCAGAAUGGAAUCAGAUCGAAUGAUCUGUAGAAAGUAUAGUUGAAACGUAUUAGGACCCUUUAUAGCUUUUACUGGUUUUACUCUUUUUACUGCGAAGUAUAACAAGCUAAAUCCUCUAAGAGAUUGCUUUUGCAAGUCUGUGAUUGCAAAAAUACAUGUAGUAGAAACAUAACUACAAAAUCGAAGGGAUGUCCAUGUAGGACUGCGAGUGUAAACUGCAUGCUGUGACGAGUGUUCAUUUGCCAAGAAGAAAGCUGCUUGCAAAAACAAAUUACAGACUAAUGCAGAUCAUAGCGAUCAUGGGACCUCCACUACUCCACCAGACCUUGCAACUCCUGUCAGGGCAGUAAAGUAUACUACAUUGAUUUUCUUUGGACCUAAAAUACUCGUUUUCGUUCGCAAAUGGCACACUAAGUUGUGAAUCUAUUGGCUCGGGAGUCCCAUUGUUCAAAAACAAUUUUUCUUAAUGAGAAAACGUACAUUUUACUGUAGUAUAUUUGUAUAGGAUCCGUUGAAUAGAUGUAUUAUCGAAUACCUUGAUUUUGUUGCAAGGGAUAAUUCCCUAUUUUUAUUAUAACUUUAGGCUUGUUUAAAAAAGACCAACCUGAGUGCUGGAUACCCGUAUAGGACUCUAAACUUGGCAUGUUAUGACAUAUGCAAAUGUGGCACAACCAAAGCCGAAUGUAAGAAUAUAUAAAGAUGUUCAAGAUUUUCAUAGACAUAGUAAAUAGAUAGUAGUUGAUUAAUUCUAUAUAAUUUAUAACUUUUGUAUAUAUCUCUAAGUGCACGACCCUGGGAAUUUAUGGGAAUUUAUGGGAAUUUAUCCGGAUGAUUGGAAGAUGGCUAGAGUUUUACCUAUCUUUAAAAAUGGGGAUAAAGGUGAUCUCGGCAACUAUCGACCUAUUUCAGUCAUAUCUGCAAUUGCUAAAAGUUUUGGAAGGCUCGUUUAUGACCAAUUUUAUGCAUAUUUAACUGAUAAUCAGCUUAUCAAUCCUUAUCAAUCUGGCUUUAGGUCUAAUUACAGCACCCUCACUUCUUUACUAGAAGCAACUAAUAACUGGUGUGUCAAUAUCGAUAGAGGUCUUUUAAACGGCGUAGUCUUCAUUGACCUGAAGAAGGCCUUUGACACUAUUGACUAUAACAUUUUACUUUCAAAGUUGAAAGCAUAUGGUGUGGAUGACUUGGCACAAUCUUGGUUUAGAUCCUAUUUAACUGAUCGUAAGCAAAAGUGUUUUGUUAACGGUCAGUUUUCUGGUAUCUCUUCUACAUCCAGAGGAGUUCCUCCGGGUUCAAUAAUCGGGCCUCUGCUAUUCUUGGUUUAUAUCAACAAUCUCCCAAACUGCCUGAAUGAGGGUUUCGCAAGGAUGUUUGCUGACGAUACCAACCUAAAUUUUAGUAGUGAUAAUUUAUCUCACCUUGAAUUUCUGAUGAAUUCUAGUCUGACUAACCUAAACAGAUGGUUAAUAGCCAACAAAUUAAGCUUGAAUAUUGCUAAAACUGAGUUCAUGAUCAUUGGUUCACGUCAGCGUUUAGCAACUUUUAAUAAUUACGAGUCAAGUGUCUCGGUCGACAAUGUGCCAGUGAGGCAAGUUAGUUCAACUAAAACCCUAGGGCUAACCUUGGAUGAAAACCUUACUUGGAGAAACCAUGUUGAGGUCAUCACUAAAAAGAUCUCUUCUGGUAUUGGAGCUUUAAAACGGGUGCGCGGGCUGAUUGACCAAGAAACUGCUAUUAAAGACUAUAAAGGUUUUAUUGAACCAUACUUUUCCUAUUGUGCUCCAGUAUGGGACGGCCUUGGAGUAACUCUAAGUGAUAGGCUUCAAAAACUUCAAAACAGAGCAGCUCGUGUUAUUACCCGUUCUUCUUACGAUAUUUCAUCUAGUCAACUUCUAGAUCAGCUGCAGUGGAACACUUUGUCGGUUAACCGUCAAAAGCAAAAAGCUGUUGUUAUGUUUAAAACACUUAAUGGUCAAUCUCCCCAGUACUUACAAGAAUUGUUUUCAUCCAGAUAUUUACUAAGAAAUUCUAAUGGCAAGUUGUUUAUUCCUAAGCCCAAUACUGAUUAUCUUAAGCGCUCCUUCAGUUAUAGUGGAGCAUCACUAUGGAACUGCUUGCCUGAAUCUCUUAGAUUAUCAUCAUCCCUCUCCUCGUUUAAAGGAAGUCUGGAAUCCCUAUAUUCUUCCAGUCCUACCGACUCCCACACGGCAACCAGGUAGAACAGUACCUCUCCUUCUUUUCUUCUUCCCUUCAAUCUUGUCUUCUUCCUAACUUAUAUUAAUUGCUUUUAUUUGUAAAUAGAUAAUUUUCAUAAAAUGUACUGAUGGUUCUCCGUGUUCUAAAUAAAGUCAUGUAUGUAUGUAUGUAUGUAUGACCCCACAAGCUUAUAUGCUUUAAACAUCAUCGUGCUUAAAUAAAGUCAUAUUAUUAUUAUUAAUAGAAAUCCAAGUACAUAUGCUAGACACCAAGAAGAAGUAGCAAUUGCAGAAAUCAAGGUAGCACUUGUAGGCUAAUAAUUAACAAUUAUACCAUAAGCUGAUGAGCUCGAGUCGUAUAUGAUGAUAGCCGACGAGGUUCAUAGCACCGAGUCGGCUAUCAGCCAUAUACGACGAGAGCGAAUGGUAUACUUGUUUUAUAAUAUAGUCUAAUAGCCAUUAACUGAAACAAUAAUUAAUUAUUCUCUGUUACAAUGUCUUGACAAUUUGUUCGGCCAAAAACCGCUUGGCCUUGAAAAUUUGAAACACUUUUGUUUUAGGCCUACAACUCGAAGACGAAGUGACAGAAAUGGUUUUAGAAACGGUAUAUCUCACAGAAAAGCUCAGAUAUAUUAUACAGAUGUUUGGUAGUAUAGUAAGAGCUUGUUGACUGCAAAUUCAUUUGUCUUUCGUUGCAAACUUUUCUGAACAAUUUAUAUUCUCAAUGAACAUGUUUUUUUCGCUGUUGUUUCGGUAUUAUUAUUCUUUAAAAUACUUGUACUUAAACUAGUUUCUAUUGUAAUAAAUGUAUUUUGCUAACCUGUAAAACUUUUUUGAGAGUUUUUCCUUGUACUAUUAUCAUUCUCAAAGCGAAUAUUUUCCUUUUUUCUGCUUCGCAAAACUCAAAGUUGUUUUUGGACCGCCAUCUUGUUCUUCGCUACUCGCUGCAUAUAAGAUGAUAUACGGCGAGUAAUUCAAGACAGCUCAUAUACGGUGAAUGACUAUAUUAUAACUACAAAUAUACUAUACAUGUAAACCGAUGACCAUGAAAUAAAUUUUGGGUAUGCUUUAUGUUAUUAUAUAUUACAGUCUAUUACACUGUUAUAUAUUUUUGAAUUUUACGUUUUCAGAAUGAGAAUGUUUUAAAAACUAGUCUGGCUCUCAUUUUGACAGACAGGCUACAUAAUUAUAUCUACUUCAAAGGACAUGGAAAUAUAAAUUAAGUUUGUCGUAUUUGAAAGAACAUUUAAAAUUAUAUAUAGCCUAAACUUCUCUACAAUUAUUUCAUUUCAUGCUUGAUUUUUAAAAUAAAUCGACUUAUAUAUUUGGAUCAACAGCAGCGUGCAUUCCGCCACCUUGGACAUGCAUUCGACAUGCAUACGUCACAAGUACAGUAAAGAGCGAAAUUUUUAUCUUGCAAACCACAUGUCAUUAUCAAUACGAAACCUGAUUUUCCAAAUUGUUUUUAGUACUUAAUUAACUCACAACAUUUAAAGAAAUUUUCGAAGAAAUUUAGUACCACAUGAAGAAGUUUUAACAAGUUUACCCUGCUUUUGACCUCAUCACAAACUCAGUUAAGUCAAUAAUAAUACCAAGAUGGCGGACGGCAUUCUGGUUUUAGUCGAAAUGUUUCGAAAACCAAGCAAGGUACGAAAAUGUUGUAAAAGAUCUUCAUACAUAACUUUAAAAGUUCUUUCAAAUAAGACAAACUUUAAUUUUUAUUGCCAUAUCCUUUAAAACAUAAAAGGUUCCCUACGCUGAGGACCAGGCUCCCUACGCUGAGGGCAAGGUUCCUCAUGCUGAGAACAAAGUUCCUCACGCUGAGAACAAGGCUCCUAAAGCUGAAGACAAGGUUCCUCACGGUGAGGACAAGGUUCCUCACGCUGAGGACUAGGUUGCUCACGCUGAGGACAAGGUUCCUCACGCUGAGGACAAGGUUCCUCACGCUGAGAACAAGAUUCCUCACGAUGAGGACAAGGUUCCUCGCGCUGGGGACAAAAUUUCUCGCGCUGCCGACAAGGUUCCUCAAGCUGAGGACAAGGUUCCUCACGCUGAGGACAAGGUUCCUCACGCUGAGAACAGGGUUCAUCACGCUGAGGACAAGGUUCCUCACGCUGAGGACAAGGUUCCUCACGCUGAGGACAAGAUUCCUCACCCUGAGAACAAGAUUCCUCGCGCUGAGGACAAGGUUCCUCACGUUGAGGACAAGCUUCGUCACGCUGAAGAUAACGUUCUCUACGCUGAGGAUAAGGUUUCUCACGAUGAGAACAUGGUUCCUCACGCUGUGGACAAGUUUUCUCACACUGAGGACAAGGAUCCUCGCGCUGGGUAG